CUUGUGCACUUUGAACCCUACGUCUGUUUGAGACCUCUCACUGGGCAAUGUCCGACAAGAAAGAGAUAGAGGUAGAGUUGGGGGAUAACGGAGCUGGGACUCACUGUGACGACCAGUUUAUGCGGUAUGCCGGUGGUGGAGCAGUCGCUGGUGCUUGUUUCGGAGCCGUGGAAGCAUGUCUCGUGAACCCCGUUCCUGGCCAAACUACUCCACUCAUUUUCAAGGCCUUCAAAAUCAUGGGAAUGCGCUCUGUGCUAGUAGGUACUGUCGGAGGUGUGUUUGCUGUGGGAGCAUGUUUCUCAGCCAAACUGAGAGACAGAGAUGACUAUAAGAACGCAGUCAUUGGUGGGAUGCUGGCUGGCUCCAUCUUUGGCUACAAGAGUAGGUUCUUUACAUGUCUCAACAACUUGGUAACGAGGUAGAAAGGCAAGGCCAAGGCAACAAGUCAACUACACCCAGGACAGCUCUUUCUUUUCAAAGAAAAAAAGAGCUGCCCUUGGUGGUGAUUCAAACCCACGACACUCUGCAGUCUAGGCGAACUAUCCCUCUAAUAAAGGACACCCUUAGGGAUCCUAAACCCUCAUUCUAGUAUAUACAUUUUUAACCAACAAAGAGAGGGCAAUCUCCCAGUUAAAACAAAUUGCUGGUCCUGACGUGUCCAUUAUUCAGAGGUUUUAUCGUACUUAGCACUGUAUUUAUAAGUACCGCACAGCCCGCAGUUUUGCUGUGGGAGCAAGAAUGGCAGUAGGGAUGGGAGCGCUCCUGGGACUGAUAAAGUACCGUACCGGCAGCUACCUCCCUCCUCUGAUACCGCAAGAGGAGAGCUUUGAAGUCAGAAGAAGCAAAUGGAUCAGCUCCUCUUGACUUGUCCAGUGCUGUGUACUAUAGUAAUGUUGUGUUGUAUCGUGGAUGUAUAGCUGUGUGUUAUUAUAGUACACUGUAUAGUUGUCCACUGUCAAUGUCAAACAGACAUGA
Messenger RNA from Geodia barretti, 975 nucleotides. Lineage: Eukaryota; Metazoa; Porifera; Demospongiae; Tetractinellida; Geodiidae. The record is from the annotation of a GenBank genome assembly.